AUGGCCAAUGCAGUAAAAGCUGAAAGGACCCAACUUUGCAGAAUGUGGAUGAAGUGGAAUGUUAACCACAACGGGAAAAUUGCAGAUGCUAUACCCACCCCUUCAGAUAAAAGCCCGUCUCUGCAGACAAGAAUGAGUUUGGACAAGAGAUCAGACAAUACAACUGCAAAUACAGUCUUAGAAAACCCCUUACAAACACCUCUAGAAAAGCAGGCAGCUGCAAAAAGUUUUGAAGCAUUGGCAACUACACCAGCAUUUUGGUCAUCAACUAAAGAAGAGUUUAUCGGUCCCAGUUUAAGAAUAUCAAAGUCAGAUUCUACUUUUCACAACCAGGCCUCUGUAGAGACACUCUAUGUCUCUCCUUCAUUCAAAACAUUUGACCCCGUAAAGGAGAUGGUAAUCAAAAAGGACCCUCAGAAGCCAGCACCAUCCAGCAUGGUUCAGAUGGAUGAUGAAGGCCUCCAACCCUUACCCACAUGGGUUUCAACCGUCUCUGAGGGAACAUCCUCCUUUUCUACUUUAUCUGUGUCACCUCCUGAUUCCACCUCUCCCGAGAAGUCAGUUCAGCUCUUACCCCCAAUUCUGACUGGACCUUCCUUCUGGGCUUUAUCCCAUCAACCGGCUUCUUCAGCCUCCUUUAAAGAUAAAGAUAAGACAGCCUGGAUUCACCACGCCUUUGCUCCUAGGGAUCCACUGUCUUCUGAUGAAGAAGCAAAUGACAACCUCAAUCUACCUGAGAUUCUUCCAGAUAGUUCUGAUUCGACAAAAAAUGAGACCAGCGACAUCUCUAAUGCUAAUUGGGUAGAUUUUUCCAUCCAAAACGUAGAGCACUUCACCUCAGUGUCUGGUGCUAAUUUUCAAACAAGAGGCUUGCCUAGGGAGCCGGAAUCAAAUAAUUCCACUAAUGUUCUUUUAGGAGAGGUAAGAAAUGCCAUAGUCAACUUACAUGCAGAUCUCAGCGUGGUGAUCCAAGAACUUCAUGCCAUCAAUAGCCAUCUGGUAAGCCUGAGUGGGACUAGUCAGCAGGUAAGCACAUCUUUGCAGGGCUCCCAGUCUUCUGAGGGCAGCUCCGAUCCAAUCUAA
Chrysochloris asiatica (Cape golden mole) is the source of this 1083-nucleotide messenger RNA. It is a transcript of the gene ENTHD1, whose product is annotated as ENTH domain containing 1. The transcript is spliced from 3 exons. Lineage: Eukaryota; Metazoa; Chordata; Mammalia; Afrosoricida; Chrysochloridae. The record is from RefSeq and is a predicted model, not a curated record. Bases 1 to 1083 code for a protein of 360 amino acids.